AUGACCGAGUCACCUCUAAUCCGACUGCCUGGCGAGCUGCGCAAUCGUAUCUACGAGUUAGCUGUUGGCGGAAACAUCAUCGCCGUAACAGGAUUCUACAGGCGACCGGGAAAAUUGUCGGUCUAUCUCACCUCCGCUAAUACUUCUGGACCGGACGCAAAAAGCGCCCAGGCGAGCCUACGUGCACCUGUAUCGGGAAUCUUUACCAUCGGCCUCGUAUGCCGCCAGCUGCACCGUGAAACAGCGCUCAUUCAGUACGCAAAGAAUCUCUUCCACUUCGACAUCAUGUACCAUGGCCAAGAAUUUGUGGACAGCCUUAGUAGUGCACAACGAGCGCUGCUUACCUCUAUCUCUGUCAGGAUCGACACCUACUCCAUGGCAAGAUGGCUCUACCGUUAUCCGCGCAAAAGCCCUGACGUGCUAGGCCUCUUCUUGCCCCAGGUGGAGCGUGUCUAUAUCAGUCCAGAACAAUUCAAAAGCCAUCAUUGGUGGGAUGAAGAGAGAAUACUGAAGGUGAUCGGGCAUAACCUGAAGAUCGGUACAGGACGCAAGGAAUGUGUCUCCCUCAGUCUCAUUGAUGUGUUCCAAGGAAUGAAGAAGCAGGAUCAAACAAAGACGAUCAAAUUGAGCUGGGACGGCGAGACACCCGUCUAA
This is a messenger RNA of Alternaria infectoria, 654 nucleotides long. RefSeq lists its product as uncharacterized. The transcript has a single exon. The record is from RefSeq and is a predicted model, not a curated record. NCBI's taxonomy places the organism in Eukaryota, Fungi, Ascomycota, Dothideomycetes, Pleosporales, Pleosporaceae. Bases 1 to 654 code for a protein of 217 amino acids.